GCUGAACCUAUAAAAGAGAUGGGACUUCUAGCUAAAAAGACACACUCGAUUCUGUUUCCCAAUCAGUUGAUAAGGCUAGUUUAUCAGCAUUCUGUGUUUCUUGGGAGGCUCGAAGAACGGCUCAAUAAUUGGCAUCAUGUUCAGAAAAUCGGGGAUCUGUUUUCUGGGUUUAAAGAGGAAACAAAAGGAGGUCUCUUCAAAGUUUACCUCAGCUAUAUUACCCACUUCCCCCUACUGUUCGAGAAGUUAUCUAAGAUGUCCACUACAAACGAACGGUUCAGACACUACAUACAGAAGUGUAGGCAGGAAGUGGCAGCCUGCCAGAGACUUUCUCUACUUUCUCUGCUCUACAAUCCUAUACAGAGACUUCCUCAGUAUCUAAUGCUUCUGAAGACCUACUCAAAACACUUAGACCCCCAACAUGCGGAUUGUGAUCCUGUCCAUAGUGCUACCACAUCUCUUCAGACCUUAUUAUUCAUGGCUAACAAGUUGUGUAACUUCCGAAAAGAAGGUCCCGGAGCAAUUAAACUACCCCCCACAACCAGCGCCCCUCACCAGAGCUCAGAUCGGAGGUCAUCAGACUCUGCCACUCCGGACAACAACGCCACACCGGACAGCAACCACCCAGCUGUGGAGAGGAAACCCACCCACCACAGAAAACUGUCAACACUGCUCAAUGUUCUUACUUUUAGCAGCGUUAUAAAGAAGAGGAAGAAGGACAGGGAUAAGAAUGCGAACAGUUCUAGUUGUGUUUCCUGUAGUACUGACUGAGAGCGUCCUAGUUCUAGUUGUGUUUCCUGUAGUUACGCUGACUUAGAACGUCGUAGUUUUUAAAAUCGAUUUCAGAUGAAAUUUUGUGGUGUUUCACAAAAUUAUCAAUAAAAUGGUUGGAUUGUUUAUGUUAUAGUAAUAUUGGUUGAUUUAAGGUCUAGGGUAAAAUAUUUUCUACCGAUGGCUCGACGAGAGAAAAUACUGUUUUAAGGAAAAUCUAAAAUGUCUAACUCAUUUAUCAUUUCAAGACAGCUAUCUUUUUAACCAUGACAACGGCUACAUGUUACCAUAACAACGGUUACACGUUUUCAUGCAGUGUCUCCAGUCCUCGUUAUCAGGAUUACAAACGAACUUGUUCUGUGGAUACUCCGUGCACUCAACCCCCCAAUCGUCAGCACACUGAAAAUAUUAAAUCAGUCUCUUCCUCUUAGAUUAUAACUUGUGGAUUCUGGUAGGGAUCGAGUGAAGAGUGACAGUGAUUCUGGGGUUUGAUUGGUCAAUAGUGCUAUAGUGGAUACUGAUUGGUUAGUUGCUGUCACGUGUCAAAUAUCCCCAAGAAUCUACAAGUCUGACAUCAUCAAAGUUUUAGGAUGAUUUUACUUUUUUUAACAAUAUCAUUAAUAAAUGAAUUUAUUCGGGGUAAAUACACUAAUUGGAAUGGAGCUAGUUUACUAAGAUACUAGUUUGGCUAGAUUUGACUAGUAUAACCCUGGUGGCAGAAUACUUUAUUAUUCUAAAGUUCUAUAG
Bolinopsis microptera is the source of this 1518-nucleotide messenger RNA. RefSeq names its product FYVE, RhoGEF and PH domain-containing protein 4-like. Lineage: Eukaryota; Metazoa; Ctenophora; Tentaculata; Lobata; Bolinopsidae. Gene Ontology annotation, cellular component: cytoplasm. The coding region runs from base 19 to 771 and encodes 250 amino acids. The record is from RefSeq and is a predicted model, not a curated record. The transcript has 4 exons. Gene Ontology annotation, molecular function: guanyl-nucleotide exchange factor activity.